Molecule: messenger RNA, 591 nt
Organism: Pelobates cultripes (western spadefoot toad)
Lineage: Eukaryota; Metazoa; Chordata; Amphibia; Anura; Pelobatidae
Source: the annotation of a GenBank genome assembly
AUGAGACAGGUCCUAUGUGCCUCAUCAGUGUAUAAGAUUCCACCCAUAGAAUAUACACUGGAGUUACUAGAAGUGGCAUUAAAGAACAACUAUUUCCAUUUCGAAGAACAAUGGUACAUGCAGAUAUCGGGAACGUCCAUGGGCGCAGCGAUGGUGCCCAUGUACGCCAACGCGUAUAUGUACGUGUUUGAAACAGAACACAUAUUAAAACCAUUCCAACAAAAUAUCAUCAAGUAUUUCCACUUCAUAAACGACGUCUUGAUAAUAUGGGGAGGCACAAUAACACAGGCUUAUGAGAUGGUGGAACAUAUUAACCAACUUCCAACACCAGUACGUAUGAUGGCCGAUGUAAGUUCAGAGAAGGUCCAUUUUUUGGACGUGGAGUUAUCUGUAGAAGAUCACAAAAUUGUAUAUAGCCUCUACUCCAAACCCGCAGACCGAAAUACAAUACUACACUAUACUAGUGCUCACCCUAUAAAUUUGAAAAAUUCCAUUCCUCGAACUCAAUUCCUCAGAGUUAUGAGAAAUAAUUCUGAAGAAAUAGUGAAACAGCAACAAAUAAUCCAAAUGAAGAUGAAAUUCCUGGAAUGA